This is a messenger RNA of Falco peregrinus (peregrine falcon), 10128 nucleotides long. RefSeq names its product epidermal growth factor receptor (gene EGFR). The record is from RefSeq and is a predicted model, not a curated record. Bases 343 to 4014 code for a protein of 1223 amino acids. Gene Ontology annotation, biological process: positive regulation of epithelial cell proliferation; negative regulation of apoptotic process; protein phosphorylation. Gene Ontology annotation, cellular component: signaling receptor complex; basal plasma membrane. Gene Ontology annotation, molecular function: epidermal growth factor binding; epidermal growth factor receptor activity; ATP binding. The transcript is spliced from 28 exons. NCBI's taxonomy places the organism in Eukaryota, Metazoa, Chordata, Aves, Falconiformes, Falconidae.
GCGUCCCCAGAGGGAGCCCCUGCGCUCCGCGGCCGGGCGGAGAGCGCAGCCGGGCGCGCCCCGUCCCGCAGCCGGCUCCAGCCGCUCCGCAAGCCCCUGCGCACCCGUCGCUGCCUGCAGCAGGAGGAGGAGGAAGAGGAAGGCAGCAGCCGCCCGCCCGCAGCGGGGGUACCCACGUGUACGCGCAGCCCUCGACGGCCGCCCUCCAGCAUGCUGCGCGGGGCCGCGCCGGGCGGAGCGCCGAGGAGCUGAGCGCAGCGCGGCAGCGGAGUGGAACAGAGCGGCUCCGCGGAACCUCCGUGCGCCCGUCCCGUCCGACCCCCCCGCCGGCGGAGCCGCAGCAUGGGCGGCCGCAGCCCCCUCGCUGCCGCCGGGCCCCGCGGGGCCGCUGUCCUGGUGCUGCUGCUGGGGCGCGUCGCCCUCUGCGCCGCAGUGGAGGAGAAGAAAGUUUGUCAAGGGACAAAUAACAAGCUGACCCAACUGGGACAUGUGGAAGACCAUUUCACCAGCCUGCAGAGGAUGUACAACAACUGCGAGGUGGUACUCAGCAACCUGGAGAUUACAUACGUGGAGCACAAUCGUGACCUCUCUUUCCUGAAGACGAUACAGGAGGUUGCAGGCUAUGUGCUCAUCGCGCUUAACAUGGUGGAUGUCAUUCCCUUAGAAAACCUCCAGAUCAUCCGAGGCAAUGUGCUGUAUGACAACUCUUACGCCCUGGCAGUUUUAUCCAAUUACCACAUGAAUAAAACCCAGGGACUCCGAGAACUGCCGAUGAAACGGCUGUCAGAAAUUCUCAAUGGAGGUGUUAAAAUCAGCAACAACCCCAAACUGUGCAACAUGGACACCGUUCUCUGGAAUGACAUCAUUGACACGAGCAAGAAGCCUCUCACGGUGCUUGAAUUUGCAAGCAACCUGUCUUCUUGUCCCAAAUGCCAUCCGAACUGCACAGAAGACCACUGCUGGGGCCCAGGCGAACAGAACUGCCAGACACUAACAAAAGUCAUCUGUGCGCAGCAGUGCUCUGGCCGGUGCAGGGGAAAGGUGCCCAGUGACUGCUGCCACAACCAGUGUGCCGCGGGGUGCACGGGGCCUCGGGAGAGCGACUGCCUGGCAUGCCGCAAGUUUCGGGACGAUGCUACAUGCAAGGAUACAUGUCCCCCAUUGGUCCUGUAUAAUCCCACCACUUAUCAGAUGGAUGUCAACCCUGAUGGAAAAUACAGCUUCGGAGCCACUUGUGUGAGGGAAUGUCCACACAACUACGUGGUGACUGACCACGGCUCAUGUGUUCGCUCGUGCAAUACCGAUACCUAUGAAGUGGAAGAAAACGGUGUUCGGAAGUGUAAAAAGUGUGAUGGGCUAUGCAGCAAAGUGUGCAAUGGCAUUGGAAUAGGUGAACUCAAAGGGAUCCUCUCCAUAAAUGCCACAAACAUAGACUCCUUCAAAAACUGUACCAAGAUCAAUGGGGACGUCAGCAUUCUCCCAGUUGCAUUUCUAGGGGACGCCUUCACAAAGACCCUGCCGUUGGACCCCAAGAAGUUGGAUGUCUUCAAAACAGUUAAAGAAAUAUCAGGAUUUUUGUUGAUUCAAGCCUGGCCCGAUAAUGCUACUGAUCUCUAUGCUUUUGAAAAUCUGGAGAUUAUACGAGGCAGAACCAAGCAACAUGGCCAGUAUUCCCUUGCUGUUGUUAACUUGAAAAUACAGUCCUUAGGGCUGCGCUCACUCAAGGAAAUAAGCGAUGGAGAUGUCGCCAUUAUGAAGAACAAGAACCUCUGCUACGCUGACACCAUGGACUGGCGCAGCCUGUUUGCAACUCCGAGCCAGAAAACAAAGAUUAUACAGAACAGAAAUAAAAAUGAGUGUGCUGCUGCCAGGCACGUUUGUGACCCCCUGUGCUCAGACGUGGGCUGCUGGGGCCCAGGACCCUUCCACUGCUUCUCCUGCAGGUUUUUCGAUCGCCAGAAGGAGUGUGUGAAACAGUGCAACAUCCUGCAAGGGGAGCCGAGGGAGUUUGAGAGGGAGUCCAAGUGCCUGCCCUGCCACCCCGAGUGCCUGGUGCAGAACUCCACCGCAUACAACGCAACCUGCACUGGGCCUGGCCCUGACAAUUGCAUGAAAUGUGCCCAUUUUAUAGACGGCCCCCACUGCGUGAAAUCCUGCCCAGCAGGGGUUCUGGGUGAGAAUGACACCCUUGUCUGGAAAUAUGCGGAUGGGAAUGCGGUUUGCCAGCUCUGCCAUCCCAACUGCACCCGGGGGUGCAAAGGGCCAGGUCUUGAAGGCUGUCCAAAUGGCUCCAAAAUCCCAUCUAUUGCAGCUGGCGUUGUCGGAGGUCUCCUGUGCCUGGUGGUGGUCGGCUUGGGCAUUGGCCUUUACUUGCGGAGACGUCACAUCGUCAGAAAGCGGACCCUGCGCCGGCUGCUGCAGGAGAGGGAGCUGGUUGAACCACUGACACCCAGUGGGGAAGCACCCAACCAGGCUCAUCUGAGAAUUUUGAAGGAAACAGAAUUUAAAAAGGUCAAAGUUCUAGGCUCUGGAGCUUUUGGCACUGUUUAUAAGGGACUUUGGAUCCCAGAAGGGGAGAAGGUUAAAAUUCCUGUCGCUAUUAAAGAAUUGAGAGAGGCUACAUCACCAAAAGCCAACAAGGAAAUACUUGAUGAAGCUUACGUGAUGGCUAGCGUUGACAAUCCUCAUGUGUGCCGCUUGUUGGGAAUCUGCCUCACUUCCACUGUUCAGCUCAUCACACAGCUGAUGCCGUACGGCUGCCUCCUUGAUUACAUCCGAGAGCACAAGGACAACAUCGGCUCCCAGUACCUUCUCAACUGGUGUGUGCAGAUUGCAAAGGGCAUGAACUAUUUGGAGGAGCGUCGGCUGGUACACCGUGACCUUGCUGCCAGGAACGUCCUCGUUAAGACUCCUCAGCAUGUGAAGAUCACGGACUUUGGGCUGGCAAAGCUGCUGGGUGCUGACGAGAAGGAGUAUCACGCUGAGGGAGGCAAGGUUCCUAUUAAGUGGAUGGCAUUGGAGUCAAUUUUACACCGGAUUUACACCCAUCAGAGUGAUGUCUGGAGUUAUGGUGUGACAGUUUGGGAGCUGAUGACAUUUGGGUCCAAGCCGUACGAUGGGAUCCCUGCCAGCGAGAUCUCCUCUGUCUUGGAGAAGGGCGAGCGUUUGCCCCAGCCCCCAAUCUGCACCAUCGACGUCUACAUGAUCAUGGUCAAAUGCUGGAUGAUUGAUGCAGACAGCCGUCCCAAGUUUCGUGAACUGAUAGCAGAGUUCUCCAAAAUGGCCCGGGACCCCCCACGCUACCUCGUUAUACAGGGAGAUGACAGGAUGCACCUGCCCAGCCCUACGGACUCCAAAUUUUAUCGCACCCUGAUGGAGGAGGAGGACAUGGAAGAUAUAGUGGAUGCGGAUGAGUAUCUCGUGCCACACCAGGGCUUCUUCAACAGCCCUUCAACAUCCCGCACUCCUCUCUUGAGUUCAUUGAGUGCUACUAGCAACAACUCUGCUACAACCUGCAUUGACAGGAAUGGGCAGGGGCACCCUGUGAGGGAAGACAGCUUCGUCCAGAGGUAUAGCUCAGACCCAACGGGCGCUUUCCUGGAGGACAGCCUAGAUGACAGCUUCCUGCCAGCCCCGGAGUACGUAAACCAGUUGGCACCCAAGAAAGCAUCUGCCUCGGCAGUCCAGAAUCCAAUCUACAACAACUUCGCUCUCACAGCAAACUCAAAGGUCCCCACGGACUCCAGCUACCAGAAUUCACACAGCACAGCUGUGGACAACCCGGAGUAUCUCAACACCAACCAGUCUCCACUGGCCAAGACGGUCUUCGAGAGCUCUCCUUACUGGAUCCAGGCAGGCAACCACCAAAUAAAUCUGGACAAUCCUGACUACCAGCAGGACUUCUUACCAAAGGAAACCAAACCCAAUGGUCUCUUGAAAGUUCCCGCAGCAGAAAACCCAGAGUACUUAAGGGUAGCAGCACCAAAAAGUGAAUACAUUGAAGCCUCGGCAUGACCAUAGAGAAUUUCUUCUUGCAGCAAGGCAAGCCAGACUCUGGGUGAACUACCUGGCUGCUGCAAGAAUGGACCCUUGCCCAGAAUGAACGGCAACCACAAUGCAUCAAUAAGCACACGUUUCCUUUUCAGCAGGGAGGCUGAAACUGUGAAGCCUAUCUGAUGGUAGUUUGCAUCUUUUCUCGCCCAUUUCCACAUAAUAACUGAGGCCCAUAGCCUGCACUGGGAUGCAUGUUGGGAUGGAGCGGGAUCUGGCUGGACAGAAGAAAUACGGAUGCAUUCCUUUCGUUUUCAAAUGGUAGCAUGGUAAGAAGCCACUCUGGGAUGAACUUGUGAGCUGUACACAUUGUACAGUCAAAUUCCUUUCUACAUUCUGUAUUUUUAUAAAUGUUUCUAACAGAAUUUUUGGAUCUUUUAAGAGAUCAGAUGCUUGUACUGCUGGUCUGCUAUGUGGUGCUCAAGAUCACCAGCAGGAAAAAAAAAUAAAAAUGUUACUAAAUAGUUUUCCAGAACUCCGGGAAUUGAAACGGUUACUCCAAACCACCGGAUUUUUACGAUUUGGCUCUACAUACUGCCUCUUGGUGUGAAGAGCAGUGCAUCUGGGGGAUGGAUGGGAGAUUCUGCCCAGGGCGGUAUGGAGUGGAUCGCUCCGGGGAAAACUAACACAAGGAAUGGCACAAUGCAUCACCUACUGACCACUACUGCUAAAAACUGACAGGAGGAACACACCUCAGCAUCAUCUGUACAUGGUUCUAAAGUGCUCAUUACUCUGUUUUCUGAUGGUCAAACACAAGACAUCUUUUUUUGCUGAUCCCUUAUGCAGCUGUCAAGUUGUCAAAAUGCCUUUCUUCUUCAGCAAAACUGUUAAAGAUGUUGCCAUAACUGAAAAAUGAAGUGUCAAAUAACAUUUAACAGACUUUAAUUAAAUGUCAAGGAAAUGCAAAUGGUGGCAAAUUGGAGCGUUCAUGAGACAGACUGGAAGAACUAUACUAAAUUAAAUUUGACUAGGGCAAGAAACACAGGUAGCUCUAGCCAAGCAGUUUUAUUUCCCUUCUGGAAGGGGCUCAGAGCAGAAACCGUUUUCCCAUAUAGAUGUGGCAAAGAAAAGGGGUUUAUCAGUUGUUGUGCUUUACUGGCUGCCAGUUGCUGUACCACACUAGGGCUGGCUGCCUGUCCCUUUGGGGUUACAGAUCCUGGCAAUGCAGGAGGGGCAGUAAGAGUGAACUGAGGAAAGGGAGAAUAAUCUGGAGCGAUGGAAAAGAUCAUCUCCCUCUUCUGAAACACAGGGCUGCCUACUGCUUCUUUAAAAUACCCGGCGUUGUCUUCUCCUAUCAGUGUGGAACAGGCAGGCGAGGAAGGCUGAGAUUUUUAGCCUGAUAGUAUAAAUCAAUCACAGCAGCAAAAGCAGCUACUCUUUACCAGGGACCCAUGAUCCAGAACUUCAGAUUAUUCCAUCAUUAAUAUUUCUUACAAAUGUAGAAGGGGUAAAGUGCCUAAAAUGUAAAUUUAGUCAGUGAUUUAGAUGCAGCCCAGCAGCAGCUUGGCAGGGCUGUUUUAAUCAAACCACCAGAUCAGAAGGCAAAUGCAUGUUUGGUGAUUUUGGUGCAAAGGCCUUUAGCUAGCUGAACGUGGACAACUUGCUUGAGGGAUGGCAUAAGCAGCUGAGUCGCAGAGGUUAGGUAGUCUAUAAUAAGUAGCAAGAAAUAGUCAGAUUUCUGCCACCACCAUGUUUUGCAUACAUCAGUAUGUGUUUCAGUUUAAGGAUUGCAUCUGGAGUCCAGCAGCAAGCAGCAAAUCCUCAGAACAUUGUUUUUACAGAUUUAUUGAGGCAAGACGGAGAAGAAUGGUCAUGUGAAAUGACCCCUUCUCUAAGUAACACAGUGUAAAAUGCAUUAGCAGCUUGUGUGUGUGCAGUAACUUACCAGCCACACUGCAGUCUAGGGUAAAGCAGUAUAUUGGGUCAAAAUCCAAAGAUUUGGGACAUACGUGUCACUGUGGCUGAGUACCAGGCACAACAGUAUGGAGGAUGCAAUGUUUGACUUUGAUUGUUACUAGCUUGUAUUUAAAACCCUAACCAAAAUCCAGUUCCCACGUCCAGUUAGUGGCAGGUUGCUCCUUGCGUUCCUGAGAGCAGAUGUGUUGUGCUGCUCUCACAAGCGUGCAACAUGUGAGCACAGGCAGUGCUGCUUUUCUCCACCCACUGCCCCAGGAGGAAUGUACAUAACCCCCCAAAAAAGAUCUUAAAUCGCAGAUAAUUUUCGAUCUGCUAAAUCUGUUAUGUCUGCAAGCCGAACACUAGACAAUCACAUAGUAAAUGUUCUCCUGCCGAAUCUUUCAGACACUAUUGCACAAAGGAGUUUAUUGAUGUUUUGUUUAAACCUGUUAACUAAACCAAGCCACUAAGAGAUAGCAAUAUGUAUCACCAGCAUUAUGUAGCAUGAAAAUUAUUUCAUAGAGGUUAAUAUGCUUGCCCUUUUAAAACAAUUUAGGAGGGAUUCAGUAGCAACUCACUGCAAGAAACAAGGAGACUCAUCUAAAAAUUAAGCCAUGUAAGUCUGAAAGAGCAUUGCUUUUUGAAUGUAUUGUUUUUGAUGAGAAGAGUAGGGAAGAGGAUAUAGGACCACAAAGUCCCGAUACAAACGUACUGAUUCCAGAUUGGUGGGAUCAGUUAUAUUGUAAAGUAGUUCCGGUAAGCAGGUAUCCUGUAAGCCAUAAUCUGUAAAUUGGCAGCUCAGUAACAAUUCAAAAAGCCAGCCAAAAAUAAAAACUGGGCAGCAGGUUGUAGUCUGUGGGCGAGUGCCUGCAGGGCCAGAUCCAGCACCACUGGGAGCGGAUGGGACCGCACUAUGCAAGAUGAUGCUCAGAGAGGAACAGACAUCAGCGAUGUACCAAAUGAUUUCCACUGAGAUGAAAAUAAUAAUAAUCAAUAAGCCGCUGAAAUGGUCUGGUUUUCCCACUGCAGCUCACUGACCUUUUAACAGCAAGGAGCUCCCUGCAGAUCCAGGUACUCACAAAGGCAAACACUGUCGGGCAGCAUAAUUCAGCCUCCAGAAAUAACUUGAAAGUUCUGCUGUUGUCCCUCAGGACGUGUGGGUAGAAAAUGCUGAUUUUUAAAAUGCAGCUCAAUAGGGAAAUAUAGCAGGCCACAGCCACUUUUAAAAGCCAACAGUCUUACCAACAGAAAAAAAUUCAUGUCCCUUUUUACUGUAUUUCUCAUGAAAGGCAAAAUAAAACCACUCACAAGUUAGUGCGUAGCGUCUCUUAACCAUAAAGCACCACUUAAUAUGGAACUGCUUUUGCAAUAGUAAUUUAAGACUUUUAAUAACUGCUAAAUAUAUGAAAAUGUAAGUUAAGUCAAGAGUCUUCAUCUUCCUUUGAUGUGUUCCAGUGAUCUGCGUACAGUGUCAGCACACUUGACUUCAUUUGGGCCUUGGGUUGUUUUCUUCUUGGCUUAGGAAGUUCCCUUUGUGUUGCAAUUGCUCUUGUCGGGGGCUUGCUUUUGUUUCCAGCUGGCGGGCAACUAGGCAGCGAGUUUUCUUAAGAGAGCAGUUAGAACUAGAUGGUGGUUUCUGGAACACCUCAGUGUGCUGACCUGUCCCACCAGCGUCGCUGUGGAUGGGCACGUGAAGCCCCAGCAUUACGGUCCCAUGCUUUAUUUGAAAGGAAGGGGCUUGUGUAGGGAGAGUAAUGCCGGAGAAGGGGUGCAGCCAGGCAAUCCAUACCAGAGACAGCUGCCAAAUUUCCCCAGGGAUAUCACUGAGGCCAUUGACCGUUCCUGCAGGUAUGGGUGGGGAUAGACACGUCACUCCCAUCCCCGCUACCAGCUUGAAGGGAAGCCCUCUUGCAGAGAUUGCUUGUGUGAAAAUUGAUGUACGCAGCACUCAUACUAUGCGGUGAAUCUCUUCCCUGGGAGAGGCAGUUAGGGCUACAACAAUGUCACACAGACCCAAACAGCUUAAAGACGUCCCAUCACCAGGUGCCUGGGGUGUCCUGGUCUGUCUGGACUGCUCCAGGGUACCAAGGAGACCCUUUGCAUUUCCAGACAAGCACCCAUUUUUCACAUUCAGAGUUCAACAUCUUCUGUUAGUACAGCCACCGCCUCUCCAGAUGCAGUUACGGUACUCUGGCUUUUGCAUCCCCCUGCAUUUCUCUGUGAGAAAACAGCUGAAUCAGGACAAAGUGUGAAAAUGUACCUGUGUCCUCCUCCGUGAUGGCAACCAUAUACUCCUGAAAUGUCCAGCUCUGUGUAUACACUUGGCAAGAAUUACACUUUGUAAUGUUUUAUCACCACUGGUUCAAAUUUUUAUAUCGGGAUCCCAUUUUCUAGCUUUCUUUUUGUAAGUGUUAUUUCUUUGUUCGGAGAUACAACUUUUAAGGAGCCUUUUUUAAAUAAUAUAAUAAAAAAAAAAAUAGAAAAAAAAUGUUUAUACAAAAGAAAAAUGCGACACCUUCAAGUAGCUUGUCAAAUGGGCUGCAUUAGGACCAAAGAUGUAACGACUUGUUUUCUUGCUUUAAAGGAAUUAGGGUAUUGGCCACCACUUCCACAGCCUCUCAUUCCAGGGAAAAGCUAAACCUCUCCACUCCAGAUUGUGGCUGGGCCAGACCUCCAUGGAGUCAAGAGGGCUGACAGGAGGGUGAGGCCUGUCUGUAGAAAACCAAACCAAAUAUCAAGACCAGGUAUCGCUUCAGGGCCAGACCUAGAACCUCUACUCAAUUUGGAUUCACUUUCUACUCAACGCAAUAGCUAAACAGGGACACAGUCAAGGAAAAAAAAAAAGAAAUAAAUACACGAUGUUUUAGGUCAGUAUCAGGAAAAAAUACAAUUAUGUGAAGAUGAGACAUGAUGAGAUAACUGCUUUUUAUGUGAGGAAGUGUGUAGGCAGGCAGUGAGACUUUAAAUCGAUAACACUGUCGGUUAUGUAUUACUUUAAUUAUGCGGGGGAGUUGGAAUCACAGCGCUUCCCGGGUAGGCUUUGCUGUCUGCCAUGCAUCCCGCUGCCGUGUGAGGCCGUGUGUCGUGGCAGCUCACCUGCAUUACCGUGGCCGCGUGGGCUGCGGGCUGCAGGUAGUCAGAGGUACUUCAUGCCACCCCUCCUUCUUAUAUGGGGAGAGAAGAGUGUGGCAACAGCAGGCUGUACCGCAGCUAGCGGUCAAGUGAAACCACAGUAGCACCCAAAAAGAAGGGUUUUCUUCAAAGGCAAAAUGCCUUCGGCCAAGAUUCAGGGCUGGUGCUCCACCAGCCUUGCUCUCACCCUCUUACGCGGUGCAGGUGGUGCUGUCUGGAGGCACAACACUGCGGCCACUGUGGUCUCUCUGUGCUUCUCACCUUGAAGUAAUGGAUUUCUCUGCUUAGUAAGGUGAAAACCAGAAAUCAACCCCCCAAUAACAACUGAACCAUGGAAGGUGGUGUUCCUAUGUAGCUGAUACGGUACAUCGUUUCCAGUCCCACUGGAAUUUAUCCAGACCCUUCUCUUUACCUCUCGCAAGCUAGCUGGAGAGUGUGCAUUAGCAACCACCAUCGAUGCUAUCCUCAUAUUUUGUGAAAGGGAAUAAGUAAAGUAGUUGUCUACAAUGGUAGGAGGCUUGGCUUACAUACCUAGGUUGCUUUUUUAAACCUACAUUGCUAACAUCAUUCACCUUGAAACUAAUGGGGUGUUUAACUUGAUUACACUGAGAGUAUAAAGCAAGGCUAAUGUUGAGUGAUUUUUGAAAAAUCCCUCGCAAUAAUCAGAGAUCCUAUGGAUCCAUUGCCCGUUUUAGGCUGCUUUGUAUUGAUGCAAUCAACUGAGUAUAAGGUAUAAUGUCCUGGUUUUAAUAAACUGUCAAGCAAUAUUCCCGUAGAUACAGGCGGUACCCUUGCAGCAUUGUAAAGUUACUCAACUAUGAAAGCACUAUUUGUACAAUAAGAAACUCUUGACUUUUAUACUGUUGAUCAAAGAUUGUUUGUAUAUUGAGCGAUAAAAAUGAGGUGUAUAUUAUUCUUUUUAAUUGUUUUUAAUUUUGGAGAACUUUUAUUGUAAUAUACUGUUGUAUUUGGGAGGAAGAAAAAUCAGUGGCUAGCUUGUAGGGUUUGUAGCCAGAGAAGAACUCACAUUAAGAGCUUUUUAUUGAUGUA